GAGUCAUGAUGAUGGGCGACCGGGACGAGCACCCCCAGAGUCAGCGAACGGGUGCUGGGACGGCGGCGGCGGCGGCGGCGGCGGCGGCGGCGGCAGCAGCGACAACGACGGCUGCAGCGGCGGCAGAGGCGGUGGAGGAGGGGACUGGGGAGGGGACGCCGAGGGAGGGGCGGCCGGCGAGGACUGCGCAGCAGGGCCACCAAACUCAGAAGACUCCUCAACCGGGUCUACCGACGGAAGGGGGGUGACGUGGGACACACCAGACGUGGCAGG
Closterium sp. NIES-67 is the source of this 273-nucleotide messenger RNA. NCBI's taxonomy places the organism in Eukaryota, Viridiplantae, Streptophyta, Zygnematophyceae, Desmidiales, Closteriaceae. The record is from the annotation of a GenBank genome assembly.